Trifolium pratense (red clover) is the source of this 312-nucleotide messenger RNA. RefSeq names its product 14 kDa proline-rich protein DC2.15-like. Bases 1 to 312 code for a protein of 103 amino acids. The transcript has a single exon. The record is from RefSeq and is a predicted model, not a curated record. Lineage: Eukaryota; Viridiplantae; Streptophyta; Magnoliopsida; Fabales; Fabaceae.
AUGGGUUCAAAGAGUGUUGCAUCCAUUGCCAUUCUCUCCCUUAGUCUCCUUUUCGUCUCUACUCUUGUCUUUGGCGCCAUCCCGAGUCCUACGACAGCACCUAAUUGUCAAAUCGAAAAAUUGAACGUUUGUGUCGAUCUGUUGGAUACAUUGAAAGUAGAAAUUCGACCAAAAACUACACCUUGCUGCAAAAUCAUCAAUGGUCUUGUUGGUCUCGAUGCCUCAAUUUGUCUCUGUGCUGCACUCAAGGCUGGUGUCUUGGGAACAAUCACUGCUGACCAUAAUACUUCUUGUUGGGAAAAACCAGCAUAG